Messenger RNA from Chenopodium quinoa (quinoa), 596 nucleotides. RefSeq names its product peptidyl-prolyl cis-trans isomerase FKBP12-like. The transcript is spliced from 5 exons. Gene Ontology annotation, molecular function: peptidyl-prolyl cis-trans isomerase activity. The coding region runs from base 115 to 453 and encodes 112 amino acids. NCBI's taxonomy places the organism in Eukaryota, Viridiplantae, Streptophyta, Magnoliopsida, Caryophyllales, Amaranthaceae. The record is from RefSeq and is a predicted model, not a curated record.
GCCCAGGUGAAUAUAUCUAAGCCGGCUAAAGCCCGUUACUCUAAAAAAAAACCUAGUCGCAAAUUCACAAUCAUCUGAGAAUAGUGAAGAAGCAUUAGAUCAACCGGAAAAAAAAUGGGAAUAGAGAAGGAAAUUCUCAGGCCAGGCUCCGGUCCCAAGCCGGUAUCCGGUCAGAAAGUCACCGUUCAUUGCACUGGUUAUGGGAAAGAUAGGGAUCUCUCUCAGAAGUUCUGGAGCACCAAGGAUCCUGGGCAGCAAACAUUUUCAUUCAAUGUUGGCAAAGGAAAUGUGAUUAAAGGAUGGGAUGAAGGUGUGCUCGGAAUGCAAGUGGGUGAAGUUGCUCGUUUAACGUGCACUCCGGACUAUGCUUAUGGCGCUGGCGGAUUUCCUGCAUGGGGAAUACAACCUAACUCCACCCUGGUGUUUGAGAUUGAAGUGUUGAGCGCUCAGUAAUUAGCUGCUUACAUUUUAGUAAAACCAUUUUCACAAAACCAAGAAUAAGAUGUAGAACUAUGGUUGUCUGAUUAUCUGCUUGACUUAACAUGUAUGUGCUAUUGUGCAAUGCUAGUAUUCAUCUUUGUGUGCAUCAAGCCUUA